Messenger RNA from Meira miltonrushii, 579 nucleotides. RefSeq lists its product as uncharacterized. The transcript is spliced from 3 exons. The record is from RefSeq and is a predicted model, not a curated record. The annotation marks the transcript as partial. NCBI's taxonomy places the organism in Eukaryota, Fungi, Basidiomycota, Exobasidiomycetes, Exobasidiales, Brachybasidiaceae.
UUUAUCAAUCCAACAUUAUAUGGAGGUUCAAUGUUAGAUCAAUCUGCCGGAUUAGGAGAACCUUUAAACGUGAUCAUAAGUGCAUUAAGUACGCCAGAAUUACUUUCACGUAAAGGUUUACAAGGUUAUUUGCGUUCACUCGAUCUUGAUAUGGAAUGUUUUGGUUUGCAUUCAGGUGGUCCUCAAAAAGCUUUUUUGGAUCCAAGAGGUUGGGUAGAUCAAAAUUUCUUAUAUAGAGAAGUGUACACUCCGCUUGACUACCUGUUCGGAACAUGUAUCGAAUCAUUAAAAGGCGGAAAUCAUAUCCGUGCAUGGCAACAACAAGGAACCGGGGCAUGGUUCCUCGCUGCUUCACGAGAAGAGAAUGUGACCAAGCACCAUAUGAUCGUUCCUGAUGGUUACAAUAUAGGAAGAGAUGAUCUCGUUCAACAAAGUCAACAGAACAAAAAUGGCAUUACAUCAUUCAUGUUCCGUAAAUAUCAAACAAAAGUUGAUUAUCUCACCGGUUUAAUUCAACCUGGAACGAAGGGCAUCAAUCACGAUAUCGCAACCGACGGCAGGGUUGCACUUUUGACGAUC